CUCAAGUCGGCCCGGGUGGGGGAGGGGUGGGGGCGGCGCGGAGGGCACGGAGAUUACCGCGGCGCCACCCGGCACAUCCAGGGCCCCGAGGCCCUGGGCGGUCCCCACGCGAGAUCGCAAACCAUGACAAUAGGCAGUCACCCGAGGUCGAAUAAAAACGGAGUGGGUCCCCCGCGCGCCGCCGCCCCCCGCGUCUCUGGCGGCCUGCCCCGAGGCCCCCGGCGGCCUCCAGUGCCCGCAGUAGCCGGCGACGACGUCGCCCCCGCCCCACCUCCGUGCGCAAGUGCGAGGCUGCCCGCAGCGCGGCGCACGCUCCGGCCGCUCCCGGCUUCAGCGCAAAACUUCCAUCCUGUCCACGUGAAGUUGUCGCUGCCUUAGAGAGGGGGAAAGAGCUGCGGGAAAAGCUAGGGAGUGACGACUGCGGCGGCUGGGCGCGCUCUCUCUUUUUCUUUUCUUCUCCUUUCCCCCCUGUCGCAGUCCGGAGUUUUGGCUCCUCUCCUUUCCUCCUCCCCCUCGUUGCCGGCUUCUCCCCCCGCCCCGCUUCUCCCCCGCUUGUGUACGCUAUUUGUUGUGGGGUGGCCGAAGGGGAUGUCCUGUUUUCACCAGAGGCACAGCGCGAAGGGGAAACUUCGACACUGGAAGGAACGAGAAUAAAUACUUAAUUACGGACGCACGGAACCGCGGCUGGGACAGAUACUUCGGGAACCCGAGGCGGACCGGGCGACGAGAUAGUCAUUUUUACUUGAAGGAAGCUGCUUCUACUUGGGAGUGGCAGGAGAAGUGAGAAAACCACAUGGAAGACUCCCAGGAUUUAAAUGAACAAUCAGUAAAGAAAACGUGCACGGAAUCAGAUGUUUCAGAAUCUCAGAAUUCCAGGUCUAUGGACAUGCAGGACCUAGCAAGUCCUCAUACUCUUGUUGGAGGUGGUGAUACUGCAGGUAGCUCCAAACUGGAAAAAUCUAAUCUCAGCAGCACAUCAGUUACUACAAAUGGGACAGGAGGGGACAACAUGACUGUUUUAAACACAGCAGACUGGUUGCUGAGUUGCAACACGCCCUCUUCUGCAACAAUGUCUCUUCUUGCAGUCAAAACAGAGCCCUUGAACAGCAGUGAAACCACAACCACGACUGGAGAUGGAGCGCUUGACACUUUUACUGGGUCAGUAAUUACAAGUAGUGGCUACAGCCCCAGAUCAGCACAUCAGUAUUCCCCACAGCUGUAUCCUUCCAAGCCCUAUCCACACAUUCUUUCUACACCAGCAGCUCAAACAAUGUCUGCAUAUGCAGGCCAGACUCAGUAUUCGGGGAUGCAGCAGCCAGCCGUCUACACAGCCUACUCACAGACAGGACAGCCCUACAGCCUGCCCACUUACGAUUUGGGUGUGAUGUUGCCAGCCAUCAAGACAGAGAGUGGACUUUCCCAAACUCAGUCCCCGUUACAGAGUGGCUGCCUCAGUUACAGCCCAGGAUUUUCUACCCCACAGCCGGGCCAGACACCUUAUUCUUACCAAAUGCCGGGUUCUAGUUUUGCACCGUCAUCUACUAUUUAUGCAAAUAAUUCAGUUUCCAAUUCAACGAAUUUCAGUGGUUCACAACAGGAUUAUCCAUCCUAUACAGCCUUUGGCCAAAACCAGUAUGCACAGUAUUAUUCAGCAUCAACGUAUGGAGCGUAUAUGACAUCAAAUAACACAGCCGAUGGCACACCCUCUUCAACCUCUACUUACCAGUUGCAGGAAUCUCUCCCAGGACUGACUAACCAACCAGGUACAGAUCUUCACCCAGCAGAGUUCGAUACCAUGCAGAGUCCCUCCACACCUAUCAAAGAUCUUGAUGAGAGAACCUGUAGGAGUUCUGGGUCAAAGUCCAGAGGAAGAGGCCGGAAAAAUAAUCCCUCCCCGCCUCCUGAUAGCGAUCUGGAGCGUGUGUUUGUCUGGGAUUUGGAUGAAACCAUCAUUGUUUUUCACUCACUGCUCACCGGGUCUUAUGCACAGAAGUAUGGCAAGGAUCCCCCCAUGGCUGUAACCCUUGGACUCCGCAUGGAAGAAAUGAUUUUUAAUCUUGCUGACACUCAUUUGUUUUUUAAUGAUUUAGAGGAAUGUGAUCAAGUUCAUAUAGAUGAUGUUUCCUCUGAUGAUAACGGGCAGGAUUUAAGUACCUACAGUUUUGCAACUGAUGGCUUCCAUGCAGCUGCAAGUAGUGCAAACCUUUGUUUGCCAACAGGUGUAAGAGGAGGGGUUGACUGGAUGAGGAAGUUGGCUUUUCGUUACAGAAGAGUAAAAGAAUUAUAUAACACCUACAAGAACAAUGUUGGAGGACUCCUUGGCCCUGCCAAGAGGGAUGCCUGGCUACAGUUAAGGGCAGAGAUUGAAGGUCUGACAGAUUCCUGGCUAACAAAUGCACUUAAGUCUUUAUCAAUUAUUAGCACUAGGAGUAACUGCGUAAAUGUCUUGGUAACGACAACCCAGCUGAUCCCAGCACUUGCGAAGGUUCUACUCUAUAGUUUAGGAGGUGCUUUCCCCAUUGAGAAUAUUUACAGUGCAACUAAAAUAGUGCAAUCAGAGGACACCAGUGUUGUCAGUACUGUGGCCCAGUCAGACUGCACCCUUAGUAGAAGUUAUUUGAGCAGGCUAACUGUCAUCCACUUGAAGAAAGGAGUUGUUUAUCAAGGCAAGGAAAGCUGUUUUGAGCGUAUAGUGUCCAGAUUUGGCACUAACAUAACUUAUGUUGUGAUUGGAGAUGGCCGAGAUGAGGAGCAUGCCGCUAACCAGCACAACAUGCCCUUCUGGAGGAUAUCCAGUCACUCAGACCUCCUGGCUCUCCACCAAGCACUGGAAUUAGAGUAUUUGUAACUGUGUUCUCUAGCCGGAGAUCCGUUUUUUAUAUUUCAAGUACACUGAAUUUUUAUGUGUGAUUCAAUGCCUCUGGCUCUACACAUAUAAAUUGUCUUAAUGGAUGAAAUCAUAUUUGGAAUAAAAAUUCCAGAAUGAAGAAUUCAGAUUGCUGAAUGGAGUUAAACUUUAGUGCUACAGAAAAGAAACUCUAUGGUCUUAUAUUUACAACACUUUAAUGGGUUUUUAAAAAAUCUGUGGAGGUUGCUGGUACACACCAAAUGAGUCCAAACUGGAAUGAGCAGCUUUAGCAAAGAACUCUUACCCUGGCAAAGCAGCAACACACAUGCUCCGUCUGACAAGGUGGUCAACAACAUUCCUCAAAUUGGGAGAUCUUCUCAGCCCUGAGGUUUGAAUCUGACUUUAGCCUACCUAGCCCAGAAAAUCUGAAUUGGAAUGCACUCAGACUAUAUAAGGACAGUCCUAUUUAGACCUGUAAUUUGUGUAAAUUAUUGAUGAAAAUAAUUUACUGUGACUUUAUUAGCAGCUGACUUUCAAAGUGGAUGCAAUUUUUCUUUCAUUUGUCUGGGAGGGGAGUGGGAGGGGAAAUGGGAAUAUAAUAUUGUCUCUUUUUUAAGUUUGGCAAACAGAAUGUUCAUACUGAUGUGUUGUGCCUUAAAGACAAGACAGCAUUUGUGUGUUACAAUGUAACUUUGGUUGAAAUCUCUGUAGAUAAUGAAAAAAAAUCCUUUGUGAUGAUUCUUAACAUGACCAAAUUUAAAAGUCAAGCUCUCAAAGCUUAAUUACCGCAUCAGCAAGAAACUGAGUAUUUGUUGCAAUAAGAAAACAACAACAAUAAAGGAAAGCUUGUGUUGUAUUUGGGUUCUUAAUAAUUCCAAUAAUUGUAUGAGGCAACUAUUUGCGCAUCCAACCAUAAGCAGAAAGUUUGGGAAAGACUGUGGGACCUUGACUUAGAAAGUGAAAUGUAUGUAGAAGUCUCAAGUGCCCCUUCUACAGUUUUACUGGAGAAAACUAAGAGCCAUAUUCAUGACAACCUGCACAGUUUUGAGGUUGAGACUUUUGAUAUGUGUAAGUUGCAUAGAGGAGGACAUUAUCAUGCAAAUCAUGAGCAAUUAUCACAUUAACUUUUUUAGAAUAUGCCAUGGACAUGGUGUAAAAUUCACAUUGAGUGGGCAUGGCUUAAAAUAAAGCUAAGUGUGUUUAUUCCCAGUGCCAUUGCAAAAAUGAUAAUAUCAUCAGUAAUGGAAGGCAGAUCUCCCAGAUGGUGUCUGAUGAAAGCAAUGAGUUUAUGAAAAUGUUACCUAGAAUAUCAUCAUAAAUUAAAUCAGCAAGUGAGUUGGAUCUUGGCAGCGUUACUGAAAUGACAAUAGUAAAAUAGUACCUGGUUCUCCAUCUGAAUACAUCAGUGUAGGUUCUCCUCAUGACAGACUUGCAUAUGUUAGUUUCUGCCUGUAUUGUUACUGCGCAAUGGAUGGCAUUCAUUACAAGAAGAGCCCGUCAUCGUUGUGUUUGCAUGGUUUUUUCCCCUGUGUGUAGCCCAUGUUGGGAACACGAUACAGGUUCUCCUCUUACUUCCUGUGACAUGAUUUCCCUUGUGGAAAUUUAAGACUUUAAGAACUAGAAUAUUUUUAUGGUGUCUGCACCUGCAGUUCUGUGUUUAAAAUGUCAUAAUGUGGAUGCUAGAGUCAGGCUACUAGUCAGUGCCCCUAGCCAGAGGCUGGUUCAUGAGUUCAUCAACUGAGGCCUCUGUGGCUUCAAUAAAGUCUACAUUUUGCUCACAGAUUACAACAUUCACUGUGGAAAUAGAUUUCAUUUCUUUGGGCUACAAACCUGUAUUUCUUUACUGAAUGCUAAGGCCAUGUUUAUACUGGGCAGAAAGAUAUUGAGAUCCGAAUUUUGUACAAGAUUGUGAUUUCAUCAUCUAAACCUUAAACUUACCCUUUAAAUUUUGUAGUUUUUGGCUGCCUCUGCCCCAAGUACUAUUCCAGGCAAAUUAAAGUUGGAAUACGUUUAAUAAUAUAAAAAUAAUGAUAGUAAAUCUUAUACUUCUGUUGGCCUUUAGAUUGAAAAUAGCAGUUAAAAAAAUUUAAGUGUUGCCUUGAUUAUCAGUACUUAAUUAUGUUGUGCACUAAAACCUUAAGUAUUUAUUACUGUGAAUAAAAACAAAUUAUCUUUACUGUAUAGCUGGUUUCAUUAAAUGAUAGAAUUGUGACAUUAGGUAUAAAUUUGUAAGUCUUUUCAUAUCAAACAAGCAAGGCUUUUUAUGCUGCUAAGUCUGCAGGUGCAGAAAGAAACACCCCUUGGAAGGGCAAAGAGAAGCUGGCUGGUUGCAUCACCCUGUGCAGUUUCUCACACACAUCUCUUUUUCUGAUUCUGUGUUCAGAAGAGGCUGCCGGCAUAAAACCUAAAUGCUAGGUUGACGGAGAACAGCUUGUCUGGCACAACAAUGGUGCAGACCCACAAGCCAGCAUCACAGCUUGGCCAUGGGACGUUGAGCAUGCACAAAGUAGAACCCUUCCCUUCCCACCUUAGGAACAGAAAAUCCUCCUCCUUUCUAAUCUGAAAAACGAAAACUGAACUAACAAACACAAAACGAACCCCUUGGCAAUUCCCACCUCCUAUUGACAUAUGGACUAUUGUGCCUUAUUGUAAACCAGUUUGAAAAAUGUUCUGUAACUAAAGUGGGUUUUCGGCUCUUAUGUAUACAGCUUGGUAUAUUACUACAAAAGAUAACCAUCUUGUGUUGCACCUUAAAAAUAUCAAGACCACGUAAUUUCAGUAACAAAAUAGGUGGCCUGGCUACAGUAUUAUAGCAUACAAUUAGAACACUAUGCCCCUGCAAAAUUUUGUAAAUCAAAUUCAGAGGCAAAAACAUAUUUUAGAAUCAUACAGUUUGCACACAACAAGUAGGUAAUAACUGUCUCUAAAAAUGUUUUCUCCUUAGUCUGCGAUGAGCUAAGAUUCAGAAUAGUGUCAACAGCAUGCUCCUGUAUGAAGUUGUUUUUUAAAGCACAUUUGUUUAUGACAAGCCUACAUUCUCAGUGAAUAUGGCAUUUAGUAUUUCUUUUGAAAACAAACUUAAGCAUCAUGAGCCAAAGUUGCAUUUUGACUCCCAACUACGGUAGCGUUAUGGACAUCUCACAAUGUCAAGGGUUUCUGUUAUGUAUUAGUAAAGUAUAGAUUAUCGGGGCCUACAUAAUUUAAAGAAAUGUAAAUUAAUAUUAAAAGCUUGUAAAAAUAUGUAUAUCUUUACUAUUUCUCAAUAAAUACCUUUGCAAUUGUUUUCAUUUCCUUCA
Messenger RNA from Chlorocebus sabaeus (green monkey), 6144 nucleotides. It is a transcript of the gene EYA4, whose product is annotated as EYA transcriptional coactivator and phosphatase 4. Gene Ontology annotation, cellular component: nucleus. Gene Ontology annotation, biological process: cell differentiation; positive regulation of DNA repair; multicellular organism development. The record is from RefSeq and is a predicted model, not a curated record. Lineage: Eukaryota; Metazoa; Chordata; Mammalia; Primates; Cercopithecidae. Gene Ontology annotation, molecular function: protein tyrosine phosphatase activity.